AUGGACAGUAUCUCCGCCUACCUUGCUGAGGCAAGAGCCCCCUCAGUUCAAGUUCCAGAUGGCUUGCCGAAGGCUCAGAUCGAUGUCAUCUGGCAGAUGGGUGUCGCUUCUUUCCCGUCCAACAACAACGAAUUGGUCAUUCCUCAGUUCAUGGUGGUCAAGCUCAGCAAAGCGAACAUCGAAGAUCUCAAGACUCGGUUGAGUGAGCACUUUGGCAAUACUCCAACCACAGACUAUCUCGAUUAUUCUGCCAAGGUCUUGCGCAUCUGUCAAGCUCCUGAACUCCCGGCUUUUGCGGUCGGUCCAGCCGCCAUCAGCAGUGCUGAGUCACAGUGCACUACACCUCAAUCUCAGAUGUCUGCUGCGAGCCCCAUCGAAGCAGAAGCUCAUACUGCCACACAAUCUUCUUCCCCAGAGAGAAAGCUUCGACAACCUGACAAGAAGGUCAAAGUCACACGCCCACCAAAUGCUUUCAUUCUCUACCGCACCUACUACCACCCAAUUCUGCUGCAGUCACGACCGGACCUGGCAAACAAUGACAUAUCUGUCAUGCUAGGAAAGCAAUGGAAAUCUGAGUCAGAAGAAGUCAAGAAUGAGUGGAAAGCAAAGGCAGCCCAAGUCAAGAAGCAACAUGCUCUUGAGAAUCCUGGCUAUCAAUAUGCUCCUCGCAAACCGUCUGAGAAGAAGCGUCGCAUGACCGUCCGGAAGUUGGCCAAGCUUCAAGCCGCGAAAGGUCUUCAAGCCAACUCUGAUGUUGAGAUGACAGAUGUUGCAGACUUUGACAGCAACGUUCGCUUCAACCGCAUGAACCGUCCUCACGAAGUCACCUUGUUCUUCGAAGGGAAAGAGCCGAUCUCCAUUGACACUUGUCUGGCCAACGAGCGUGCUUCUAGCUAUCCAAGCCGCCUCAAGAAGAGCCGCAAGACAGACGAAAUGUCCAUCGUCUUCCCAGCUGGACAUGAUAACGUCGAGCGAGACUACAACAUCAAAUCUGCCCGCUACGAACCGCGAGACCCAUCAGAGCACAUCAACUUCUCUAGAAGCAGCUACAGCGACGUUCGCAUGGAUCACGACCUCUCCACCCUCGCAAGUGACCAGUUCAUGAACACACUCGUGGAUUGGGAUGCCAUCGAAGCCGACGCGAAGCUAGUCCAUGACACCAUCAACGAGUCGAAUUUCGAAAUCCUCAACUUCGACAGCGAAGCCGAGCGUGCUCAGUUCCAAGCAGAGAUGAACCGCGUCCUUUUCAUGUUCGACUGA
Cladophialophora yegresii CBS 114405 is the source of this 1260-nucleotide messenger RNA. RefSeq lists its product as uncharacterized. The transcript has 2 exons. Gene Ontology annotation, molecular function: DNA-binding transcription factor activity, RNA polymerase II-specific; RNA polymerase II cis-regulatory region sequence-specific DNA binding. The record is from RefSeq and is a predicted model, not a curated record. Lineage: Eukaryota; Fungi; Ascomycota; Eurotiomycetes; Chaetothyriales; Herpotrichiellaceae. Gene Ontology annotation, biological process: cell differentiation; negative regulation of transcription by RNA polymerase II; anatomical structure morphogenesis. Bases 1 to 1260 code for a protein of 419 amino acids.